Messenger RNA from Cyanistes caeruleus (blue tit), 507 nucleotides. The record is from RefSeq and is a predicted model, not a curated record. NCBI's taxonomy places the organism in Eukaryota, Metazoa, Chordata, Aves, Passeriformes, Paridae.
UACGCCCAGGAGGUGCAGGACGGCCUCAACCGGCAGCUGGAGAGCCUGACCGUGCAGAUGGAGCGGGCGGCCGAGGAGCUGCGCAGCCGCCUGGCCAGCAGCUCCGAGGAGCUGCGCGCCCAGCUGAGCCCGCUGGCACGGGAGCUGCGGGAGGCGGCGAGCGGAGAUGCCGAGAGCCUGCGGCAGCGCCUGGCUCCCCUGGCCCAGCAGCUGGAGCAGCGUGUGGGGCACACGCUGGAGACCUUCCGGCAGCAGGCGGCUCCCUUCGGAGAGACCUUCGGGAAGCAGCUGGUGCAGCGGCUGGAGGAGAUGCGCGGCAAGCUGGACUCGGGCGCUGCCGGCGUGGAGGAUCACCUGGAGCUGCUGGAGAAGGAGGUGCGGGAGAAGGUGGCUGCUUUCCUCAGCACCGUCCCACCCCCAGAGAAUUAAGCCACUCCAGGCAGCCAUCCACACACAUUCCAAGCGCUCCUGGCCGCUUCCAGUGGCAGAAAUAAAUCUUGUGAUGCA